GCGAUGCAGGGGACUUAAAGGCCGCCAGGAGAAGAAGACUCCCUCAUUUCAAGUGAAUACAGCCAGCACAGACACUAUUAUGGGAAACAAAUGGAUAAAACAGAUGUUGAAGUAAGUGAAUGAAAGCUUUGCGGACCGGACCUCGUGUGUUUGGAGCCACCCUACUCAGAUAUCUGCUGCUGCUUCUCCAGUCACAGUCACAGGACAUCAUCAUCGGUAGUAGCCGACUCACCCGGCUUGCUAGCCACAAAUCUCUGCUCCACAAUCACGGAUCUUUUUUAAAAAAAAUAGCGUUACGAAAGCUAGCCAAACGGAUCUGACCCCAGUUUGCUCUCAUUAAAGUAAAGGUAUGACCCUGCUAGUCCUCACAUCUGACCGCUAGGAUCUAAGCUAGCAUCAUCUGGAGGUGUUGGAUGGACGCGUUGCUCAGCAGCAGCAGCAGCAGCAGCAGCAGCAUCCCAACCGCCGCACCGGAAUACUAACUAUCUAUCUAGCUAACUAACUGAGGAGGAAGUGUCUCCAUCAUGACGAGGACCAGUCUGCUACUACUGCUGCUUCUCCACAGUCAUGUUGUUGUUGUAGAUGCCACAUGUAAAUGACCGUCCUGAGCUCACACCAUCAUGUAUGUGGCUGGCCGUGUCUGUCUCCAGCCCUGCGGAUGACACUCACACAGGUACCGGCGGUUCACAGCGACCAGCGGCGGCGCUAAGCAACCGUUGCCGGGGUGUUGGUGGUUGGUUGGUUGCUGUGAGAGACUUGAAGCUAUUGGAGGCUAUAACAGCACAAUUAUAGGAACAACCCCCCUAAAACAAACACCAAUGGUAUCCCAUAAGGUUUUCGUCGCAAUAAUCUUAUUAAAUGUGUAUAUAGGUGUACAGUCUGUUUUUUACUUAUUCGGAGGAGUCAUUUUAACGGUCCUGUUUGCUAUGGCGUUUUUGAAUGGACCCAGGCUGCUGGACUGGGCGAGUUCACCUCCACAUCUUCAGUUCAACAAAUACGUCCUGACGGGAUACCGGCCGAUCUCCUCUGUGCAAGACUGCAUCAGGAGCCUGUUUUACCUGCACAAUGAACUUGGAAACAUAUACACUCACGGCAUCCCUUUGGUUUGCUUCCUGGUGCUGCUGCCUCUCAACAUCCCCUGGUCUCAGAUCAGCGUAACAUGGUUGGGCGUUGUGCACUUCCUGGCUUGCCUGUCGCCCCAGCUGGGCUCGGUGCUCUACCACCUCUUCAUGAACCACGAGGGAGGCGAGCCCGUCUACCACACCCUCCUCAAACUGGACGUGUGUGGAAUCUGCAUGAUCAACACAUUGGGGGCACUGCCCAUUGUCUACAGCACGCUACUGUGCUACCCGUUCAUUCGCACCGUGGCCCUGUUAGUCUACAUCCUGCUGUCCAGCCACGCCAUCUACUGCGCCGUCACGGCUCGGAGCAGCGUUCGCCGGCUGCGCUCCUUCGCCUGGCAGGUGCUGUUCCGCUUUUCCUUCUUCCUGCUGCGCUGGGCGGGCUUGGGUGGCGGCAGCCCCACCUCGUUACGCCACUUCCUCAUGAUGGAUGCGCUGGCCGUGCUGGGCGGGGUCAUCAACAUCACACGCAUCCCGGAGCGCUUCCGCCCGGGCCUCUUUGACUACUGGUGCAACAGCCACCAGAUCAUGCAUGUACUGGUGGUAGGCUCCAUCCUUUACCUGCACUGGGGGGUGCUGGACGACCUGCUGUGGAUCAACAGCUACAACUGCCCCUCAGACUGACGCCCCCUGCAGCCCUCGCCCCUCACAAGGAGCAAUGGAACGUAAGGACCUCUGAGGGGAGGGGGUUCUCUGCAGAGGGAAGGGGGGAGGAAUCAGGGGGAACUGAUGCAGUGAGGUGAGACAAUAUGUUCUCCGUGCAUGUGUUCACCUCGUGCGCUCAAACUCCGAAUGUUCAUAUCUACGUCCAUCUUGGUACUUUGUGCGAAUGCAAGAGAAAGUAUGUCAAGUAACACGCACAAGCAUUUUGACUCUGUCACUCUCCGUAAACAUGGACACACAGGUGUAUACAGACACAUACACACACACACACACACACACACACAGCAAAAUGGAAAUAUUUCAAACACUAAAUUUCAUGACUGAGUAUUGAACACUAUAAAGUCUUAAGUAAAGGCUCUAGUAAAAGGUUACUGCUGAGUUUCAAGCCUUUACUUAAUAAUAGAAGUUUUACCUGAGCAUUAGUCGAUGUGGUUGGCUAAGACAGUCUGUGGCUAAAGACAUCACAUGCUCAAUUCCUCUCAGAUGUCACUGUUGCUACCUAUGCAGCACAUCCAUAUCUCAACUCAUGCACAUCACACACACACUCAGACACCCUCACACCUAUAUUUUUAUACUACAUGCACAUACUGUCAGUGCUGCACAAAGCACCCAUAGAGUUUUCACUACGUCCAACUGAGUGAGUUUUACUGGACUGGUUGUUCUGUCCGUGUUUCCCUGUUUUAUGCCACUGCCUCUUUAUUUAUGUGUGUGUCUGUCUGAUUUGUCCAAAAGAUGACGAGGAAGUGAAGAAGGGCAAGGGGGUUUAUUCCUGAGUGUGCUGGCAUGUUGGAUUACUUACUUCAGGUGGCUUGGAUGACACAUUACAAUCAAUUGUGCAGUGUUAUGUGUUUCGUUUGCACCUGAGCUCAGUGCCAAUGACGUACUGUAAAAAGAAAGUGCACACGUUUACAAACUGUGUUGCUCGGUGGCAUUACUGUUCGCCGAACUUUUGCUGAUGGGAACAAAGCAAAGUCGUCGUUAUUUAUUCUUGCACAUAUAUGAUAACCUCCAAUUGUAACGGAGAUUGUCGCCACUAUUUCCUUUUCCUUAGGUUUUAUAAUUGUUAAGUUAUAAACUGAGUGCUGAGUUUUGUUCUGCACAAAAGCCCUCUAAUGUGCAUUUUAAAAUGACAGAGCAGACAUGAACUAGCACUCUGAUGAUAAUAUGUUUUUCACUGAAAUGCCAUCAUGCGUACAUUAGAUUGUGAUGUACAUGUGGCAGCAAGAUGCACUGAAAGUUAAGGGGUUGCCACUUUAUAAUUGCCAAUUUUCAAGGUACCUUCAUUGUAAGUUACUAAACAAUUACAACACUACAGUUAAAAAAGACCUGUGUAUUGGCACAAUAUGCACAAAUACUGUAAUGAAACAUGUAAUAUUUAUUCAGUUGUAUUUAUUUGCUGAUGCACGUAACAUCAUGUUUCUGCCAGCUGUUAAAACAGUUUACGUUGUUGCUGUGCAGGAUCACAGGCUGACAGAUCAAGUUAGAGGUCAGAGAAAAUCUUUUGUUUUAUUCAAACCGUGCAAAUCCAGAGGAUUAGCUCCUCAUAUUCUCCCCACACACUUUUUUUCCCAGCGAGUUUUGACUCCUCAGUCACACAGUAAUGUUGUAGAAAAACAUCGGUCACAUAACGUUCCCAAUAAUCAGCAAGAAAAAUAACAUUGUUAUGUGACAUUUAAAACUUGUGCAGCCUUCUUCUAAAGAUAUAUUAUUUAUUAUUUAUGUCAAUUUUCCUUGGGCUUGAAUGAAAAUGGUUUUACUGUAUUUGCACAUUAUUGCCAUUGUUUACGCUUUCUUAUUUAAAUGCGGCGCUUUUGCUCUGCAGCUGGACUUUGUGUUCUGUGAGUAGCACCUUUUUUAUAACAUGGAUAGACGUUUAAAAUGUAGUAGUAUUUUAUCAAGCUGGCCAAACCAAACAGGAAUGAACCCUUGUGCCCUCCUGUCAUGUACUGUAUAAGUUCUGUGCGAAUGUCCAUGAUUGAUUUGCCACUAUGUUCCUCUGUGGUAUUUCAGUCACUACUCUUGAGUUAAAGAAACUGUUGCUCUGUUCCUUCAUGCUCAAGACUAGUGGUUGAAGUGCCAUUUCUUUUCCACAGGCACACUUUACUUUCUUAAUGACACUGCACUUGUUUCCCCAUGCCAACAGUCACAGCCGCCCACUGACUCGUUGCCAAUCCCGUCAGACCCACUUCAUCUUGCCAAAUUAGCCGCGUCUGAGGUGUAGCACACAUGCUCUGCUUCCUGUGCUAACACUGACUCAUAGAUGAAGAAGGAUUUCCCACAGUCUUAAUCACGUACGCUAGCCUCAGACUGCGUCCCCCCCACCCCUCCCCUCUCCUCGAUAAGGAGUCAGAUACUUGUGUCUGCUAGUCUCACUCUGACACAAUGAUUAUUACCGUCUAUGACCGUGGUACAAUGUAAAAGCUGAAACUAAUGUAUUGUUGGCCAUUGAAUGAAACUGAAAAAAUGCAUGAAAGUAGCUCUAAAAACAAAACCUGAUGUCUCAUAGUGUUAGCUAAGCGUUUGUUCACCGUAGAUAAUCCACAGACCAUGUCACGGGAGGGCGGGGGGGGGGGCGGGGGUGCGGUGAUUGAUCGGAUCAGAUCAGAGGCAUUACUUCACUAUCAAAUAAACUGCACUGUUCAUCGUUCUCAAAAGGGCUUUGGAUUAAAGUAAAUUACAAUUCUGAAACAUAUUUAAAGUCCAUAUAAAUAAUGUAAAUACCUGUAUGUAGAUUAUAUAUACAUACAGUGCAAACAAUAUACCCUGAUUCAUUUUUGAUACAAACACAAUAUGUUAAGGGAAGAAAAUAUAGGAUAAGAAGAAAUGGGAUUAACUGCUGCUCUCUUUCACAGCCAAAGCAAAUUAUGAGCGAUGGAAGCAGACGCGGCUCGGUGCGGUGCUUCAGAUUAAUAUCAAAGACGUGCGUUUGCUUAGCUGUGUCCAUAUGUACGUGAACAACACAGAGAAAAAAAUACUGAAGUUGGUUUCAGUGCUAAUGUAGAGUUGUUUGACCUUUUGUGACCCUAACUAAGAAUGCUUUUGAUCAUUUAAAUGUAACCACUUUUUUUAGACACGUGGGAAUUUAAAUAUUGGCGGGCAUGUGAAUACCUCGUGACUACCACUGGUCUAUCUAUGCAUUAUCAGCCGAAGGAUACGUAACAGUGAAGUCGAUUCGCGUUCGUUCGAAACAGCUCUCUGAUCCGCUGUAACGGAGGGCUUCGCUCCAACAUCCUGGGUCUCCCACUUCUCAGGGUGCCAUAACAGUAGCUGUAACAUCCAAGGCCUGACCUCUGCUGUCUGAAACAUGGCUGCGAGACUUUCAUCUACCUCCACCUGUCCUCUUUGUCCAGUCUGUUCAUGCUAUGAACUGGGUAACAGGUUGGACAGAUGGGAGACAGAAGGUGGAAAGGGAGUAUUUCUCUGAAAACCAUGUUACAGGAGUGAAACCUGGCCAGAAAAAUUGUCCUUUUGUCUGUAUGUUAAAUAAUAAAAAAAAAGACAUGAUGUAUGAACACAUCUCUAACAAAACAAAAUUCAUUUUUUAAUAUAACACAGGUGCCGGAUAGCCUGUUUAAUGACCUGUUUAUAAUGGACUACCUGUAUUGUUAUAUACUGAUUACUAUGAUUACUGUUAUUGUGUGGACCCUAAUGAUGACACUGGUCUAUGUGUACAGAUAAUGAGACAAGCCCUUUCUUUUAGAAUGAAGGGAGCUUUCUGGAGGGUCUGUCUGUUAUCGUCUCUUCAUAUCUGCAAUGUCACGGCAUUUUUAAACUGACAACGGAGCGAGUGUGGCUCCACCUAGUGGACCUUCAUGUGCACUGAUGCAGGCAUUACUGUAGCCAUACUGCAGGCAAAUGAAAAUAACUGACAGCUUGUGAUGCUGUCCGCGCUGGUUUGCAGUUCUUUUUAUUUAUAUUUCCAGACUAUGUAUGUUGACAUGUGUGUAUGAGCUCUCCUGUAGAACCCAUACAGGCAUGAAAUCUGUAUGUUGUCAAAUUUGCUUUGUCCCUUUUUGCACUGACGGGGCGCUGACUGCAUCCCCAGAGAGUGCCUCAUUAUCCAGUCUGUGUGCUUGCAAAUUAAUGUGCACGAACGCAGACACACAGUUUGUUCCUGUGCUGUAGUUCACACAUCUGUCCAACCUUAGUGUCCUGUGUAACAGACAGGCUCUCACACUCCUCAGUCUCCAGCAACGAUUGUGCAAUAAACUGAAGUCUAUAUUUUUAAA
Molecule: messenger RNA, 6013 nt
Organism: Sebastes umbrosus (honeycomb rockfish)
Lineage: Eukaryota; Metazoa; Chordata; Actinopteri; Perciformes; Sebastidae
Gene: paqr4a
Product: progestin and adipoQ receptor family member IVa
Exons: 3
Coding region: 819-1745 (308 amino acids)
Cellular component (GO): membrane
Molecular function (GO): signaling receptor activity
Source: RefSeq, a predicted model, not a curated record